Pochonia chlamydosporia 170 is the source of this 1608-nucleotide messenger RNA. Its product is annotated as cytochrome P450. Gene Ontology annotation, biological process: sterol metabolic process. The record is from RefSeq and is a predicted model, not a curated record. The coding region runs from base 1 to 1608 and encodes 535 amino acids. Lineage: Eukaryota; Fungi; Ascomycota; Sordariomycetes; Hypocreales; Clavicipitaceae. The transcript has 4 exons. Gene Ontology annotation, molecular function: oxidoreductase activity, acting on paired donors, with incorporation or reduction of molecular oxygen; heme binding; iron ion binding.
AUGGACACGAAUACCUCGACGUCUGCUUUUUCCUCCAUGCUGGCCAGCUCCUAUGGCACCUUCAACUUCCCUCCUCAGUUGGACAUGGUCCUCGAGGCUGUCACCACCGCCAGCCCCUGGACCAUUUUCCUGACUCUUUUGGCCAUGUGUGUUGUCUACGACCAAGUCAGCUACAUCAUGAAUAAGGGGUCAAUUGUUGGACCAGCUUGGAAGAUGCCCUUUAUUGGGCCUUUCUUGCAAUCCAUGGACCCCAAGUUUGAGGAAUACUAUGCCAAAUGGGCUAGCGGCCCCCUCAGCUGUGUCUCUGUUUUCCACAAGUUCGUCGUUAUUGCUUCUACCCGUGAUAUGGCUCGAAAAGUUCUCAACUCGCCUAUGUACGUCAAGCCCUGCGUCGUCGACGUUGCCCACAAACUCCUCGGCCACGACAAUUGGGUUUUCCUUGACGGCAAGGCUCAUGUCGACUUUCGCAAGGGACUCAAUGGUCUCUUCACUCGCAAGGCCCUCGAAUGCUAUCUGCCCGGUCAGGAGGAGGUCUACAAGAAGUAUUUCGCAAAGUUCCUCAAUGUCACCAAGGAGAACAACGGAAAGCCUGUCCCAUUCAUGCCCGAAUUCCGUGAGCUCAUGUGCGCCGUUUCUUGCCGCACCUUUGUCGGCCACUACAUGUCCGAUGCUGCAGUUAAAAAGAUUGCCGACGACUACUAUCUCAUCACCGCCGCCCUCGAGCUUGUCAACUUCCCCAUCAUCAUCCCCUUUACCAAGACUUGGUAUGGUAAAAAGGCCGCCGACAUGGUUCUUGUGGAGUUCGCCAAGUGCGCCGCGAAGAGCAAAGUCCGCAUGGCUGCUGGUGGCGAGGUAACUUGCAUCAUGGAUGGAUGGGUUCUUCAGAUGAUUCAGUCUGAGCGCUGGCGCGAGGCUCAGGAGAAGGGCGAGAAUGUGGAAAACGUUGAAAAGCCCUCUCCAUUGCUCCGCAUGUUCUCCGACUACGAAAUCUCUCAGACUGUUUUCACCUUCCUUUUCGCUUCUCAGGAUGCCACCAGCAGUGCGGCAACUUGGCUGUUCCAAGUCACCGCCCAGCGACCUGAUGUCUUGGAUCGCGUUCGCGAAGAGAAUAUCAAGAUCCGCAAUGGAGACCCUUACGCCGAGAUCAACAUGGACCAGCUUGAGUCUCUUACUUAUACGCGCGCUGUCGUUCGCGAAUUGCUGCGAUACCGUCCUCCUGUGCUGAUGGUUCCCUACAUGGUCAAGAAGCCAUUCCCCAUUACCGAUUCAUACACAGUUCCUAAGGGCUCCAUGGUUGUUCCUACUACAUACAUGGCCCUGCAUGACCCCGAGGUGUACGAGAAUCCCGACUACUUCGACCCUGAGCGAUACUACUCUGGAGACGCCGAAGUAAAGGGCGCCAAGAAUUACUUGGUGUUCGGCACUGGCCCUCAUUACUGCCUUGGUCAAGUUUAUGCUCAGCUCAACCUUGCCUUGAUGGUUGGCAAGGCCUCAGUGCAGAUGAAGUGGACUCACCACCCCACGCCUUUGUCUGAGGAAAUCAAGGUGUUUGCCACCAUCUUCCCCAAGGACGACUGCCCUCUCACCUUUGAGAAGCGUGAAUGGUGA